Molecule: messenger RNA, 741 nt
Organism: Rotaria sp. Silwood2
Lineage: Eukaryota; Metazoa; Rotifera; Eurotatoria; Philodinida; Philodinidae
Source: the annotation of a GenBank genome assembly
AUGGCUAAUUAUCGUCAAAAGGGUAACACAGGUCACACCAAUAAAAAGAAAAAUUGUUACAUGGUCGAUAAUUUAAUUGGUGAACCACCUCACAAUUGUUAUAAUAAUCAACAAUGUAAAUGUUCUCAUUCUUGUUAUGACCCAAAUUCAAAGAUGUAUUUCGUCUCAAACUCGUACAAAAAACAACAUGUUCCUCCACCUUCAGCCUCAAAUAUGGAAUUAUUAAAUUCACCAGCACGUUCGUUACGUCGUUCACAUUCUAAUGUCUCUGAUGAUGAUGAUGAUUUCCAAACAGUUGCCCACAAAAAAAGCAAACAAUUGAACAAUAUGAUUUAUCACAACAAUCGUACACAAGCUUCAGAUCAUCAACAUCAAGUUAACCCCAUGAAGAAUAAUAAUAUGUUAAUGAAUGCAUCACGUCCUAUUUCUCCUCGUACAACUACAAACCAUACAAAUCUUCAACAAAGUCAUCAACAACAAAAUAUAACAACAGCUUCAACACGUUUUGCUUUGACAAGAUACCCUUUUCCACCUCAUAUCGUUCGAUUUAAUUCCAACACAGUAACAAUUAAUAAAUUUAAAGAAGAUAUUACCAAACAUGUCAAGAAUGUUUAUCAACUUGAUAUCGAAGUUGCUAAUUGUCGAACGUCAAAUUUAAAAUGCAAUAACAAUGAAAUGGACAUUUUACUUUAUUUAAAAGAUUCAACUUCGUUUGCAUUUUUGUUAGACCAAGCUAAAUAG